AAUACUUCUCGUGUCUUAAGCUUCCAUAAAAUGUAAGAAAUACAUCAACCCCAAAUCUAGGUACGGAUCAACUCGAAUAUUCAAAAUAUAUAUUUUUGUCAAGUAAGAAGCGCAGCUUCCCGGAACCUUCUUCGUCUUGCUCAUGCCGCCCACUUUGAAUCCUUUCUUUCUCUCUCUCUCCGUCUUCUUCUUCUUCAACGGAAGAGGCUAACCCUAACCUGUAGGUCUGUAACCCCUCGUUAUUAACGAGAAGGAGGACUCAGUCACCCCUCAAGAGGUGGUCGGACUGCUGCUUAUCUUUGUGUCUCCGUUUUUAUCUAUUCAACUAACCUCUCUCGCUCUAUAUCUAUAUGCACACAUAUUUGUAUAGAUCUUGUAGAUUUGUUACUCAAAUUCAAUCAUAUAGUCCUCUUUUGGUUUCUAUACUUCUGCUUUAACCAAAUCGGUGAAAUCAUUUCCAUGUGGAACCUUUUCAGAUCAAAUCAAUUAGUCACACAGAUGGGACCUACAGAGGUGAAUAGAGACCUUGGUUCUGAUGAGGAGAUGCCUCUUAGCUCAUCAAAGACCUCGAAUAAAAUGCAUCCCUUUGAUUUUGAGACAUCUCAUAUUGGGUUGCAUGCAAAUAUGUCCAACUCGUGGCUCUUUAAGAAGAUGAGGGACAACAGAUCUCUCAGGAGUAUAUACAUUGUCUUAAUUAAAGCAAAGAUUAAUAUGUUGCUACCUUUUGGGCCGUUGGCGAUAUUGCUGCACUAUAUUACCGGAAAACAUGGAUGGGUCUUCUUCUUCAGCUUAGUGGGCAUUACACCUUUAGCAGAGCGGCUGGGUUAUGCAACUGAGCAGCUUGCAUUUUAUACAGGACCUACAGUUGGGGGCCUUCUAAAUGCUACAUUUGGAAAUGCAACGGAAAUGAUAAUUUCAAUAUAUGCAUUGAAGAAUGGAAUGAUUAGGGUCGUUCAACAAUCAUUACUGGGCUCCAUCUUGUCUAAUAUGCUAUUAGUGCUUGGAUGUGCUUUCUUUACUGGUGGGAUCAUUCAUAGGCAGAAAGUUCAGGAAUUCAAUAAGGCGGCUGCCGUCGUGAACUCAGGAUUGUUGUUGAUGGCUGUUAUGGGUAUAUUAUUUCCAGCUGUACUUCACUUCACACACACUGAAGUGCAUGAUGGGACAUCAGAGGUAUCUCUUUCAAGAUUUAGCAGCUGUAUAAUGCUGGUGGCAUAUGCAAGCUACCUAUUCUUUCAGCUUAAGAGUCAAAAACAACUUUAUAAUACUAUCGACGAGCAAACAGACAAUAAUGUCGAAAAUUCUGAGGAAGAAGAAGCUCCUGAGAUUUCUCAGUGGGAAGCAAUUGGGUGGCUUGCAGUUUUGACCAUCUGGGUGUCUGUACUAUCUGGAUACCUCGUUGAUGCUAUACAGGGAGCAUCUGACUCAUGGAACAUGCCUGUGGCUUUUAUAAGUGUCAUCAUUCUUCCAAUUGUAGGGAAUGCUGCAGAACAUGCAAGUGCAAUCAUGUUUGCCAUGAAGGACAAGCUUGACAUCACAAUAGGAGUUGCGAUAGGAUCAUCUACACAGAUAUCAAUGUUUGUGAUUCCCUUCUGUGUGGUGGUUGGUUGGAUUAUGGGAGAACGAAUGGAUUUGAACUUUCGGCUCUUUGAGACAGCUACACUCUUUAUCACAGUGUUAGUGGUGGCAUUUAUGCUGCAGGAAGGGACAUCAAACUAUUUCAAAGGUUUGAUGCUUAUUCUAUGCUAUCUCAUUGUUGCUGCCAGUUUCUUUGUACAUGUUGACCUUGUAGAAGGGUCUGAUGCAGAUCACAACUGAAUCCUGCGGGAUGGAGAUGGUAUUGCAACACCCAGAAAUAUUUCCAGUUCCUGCACUGGAGACAUGCGGCACUCGGUAUAUCUGAAGCUGUUUAAAUAUUCAUUUGUGUUGUAUGUUGCUUCUUAGAUCACAUAAUGAGCAAUUUCUUUGUUCUCCCAGCAUUGUAAGUUGUCCAGACUUUUUUGAUCUCUGGCUAAAUGGAAUCUUUCAAUUUACAAAUCAAGGAGAACUUGGAUGUUUGUAAUCUUUAUUAUUCUCAUUCUUUUAUGAUAGUCUCCCCCAUAAAUUACUCCAUACAA
This is a messenger RNA of Cornus florida, 2114 nucleotides long. Its product is annotated as vacuolar cation/proton exchanger 3-like. The transcript has 12 exons. Lineage: Eukaryota; Viridiplantae; Streptophyta; Magnoliopsida; Cornales; Cornaceae. Gene Ontology annotation, molecular function: calcium:proton antiporter activity. Bases 460 to 1815 code for a protein of 451 amino acids. The record is from RefSeq and is a predicted model, not a curated record. Gene Ontology annotation, biological process: calcium ion transmembrane transport; intracellular calcium ion homeostasis. Gene Ontology annotation, cellular component: plant-type vacuole membrane.